Messenger RNA from Ectocarpus siliculosus, 986 nucleotides. The record is from the annotation of a GenBank genome assembly. Lineage: Eukaryota; Phaeophyceae; Ectocarpales; Ectocarpaceae.
UUCUCGCGAUAAAAAAGCACUGCAGAGGGAAGGUGAAAUCAGUCAAACGAACACUGCUCCUGUGUGCUCCCUCUUUAAAAACAGAAAUAUGAAACACUCGACGUCCAGAAUGAAAAGAGGAUGACAAGCCUACGCAGCCCAUUUUUUGGCGUCCCCAUUUCCAGAAAGCAACGGACACCUCUGGUGCUGCUGCCGGUGCUGAUGGGGCUCUCGGUGUUGCUGAAGCCGCCGGGCGCAGGGCUGAAGCAAGCUCGGCAGCAGGGAGCAGCAGCAGCGGCGGCAGCGUCGCACCUCACUCCCCCAAGACGUGUCGCGUGGUUUCGUGGAAUAUUGACUGCCUGAACGGCGAGAACAAGAUGGCCAGGGUGGAAGAGGUGUGCGCGAUCUUGCUGGAAUCGGAGCCGACACCCGACGUCAUCCUUCUACAGGAGGUGGAUGACGAAAUGUUUGCUGUGCUGAACGCGCGGCUAGGGGGGGGGGGUCGAUACCGCGCCUUCCCCCCUAGGGUCCCCGUAGAGCAGAGGUACUUCACGCUAACGUUCGUCAAGGUGGGCACUGUCACGGUGGAGGAAAGCGGCAGGAAGGAUUUCCCGCACUCGCUCAUGGGGAGAGACCUGUCAACGGUUCGGGCUACCUUCAACGGCAAGCCGAUGCUCCUCAUGACCUCCCACUUGGAGAGCGAAAAGCAAAGCUCCGAAGAAAGGAAGGCGCAAUUUAACCAGGUGAUGAAGCAGUUGCUCGCCUUCCGCGGGGGGCCCGCCAUCUUCGCCGGAGACACCAACCUCCGGGAGGCUGAGGUCAAGCAGGAAAAGCUCGCCAAAGAGGCUGGAGACAUGUGGCAACUUUGCGGUGCGGAUCCUGAGCGUCGUUUCACUUGGGACAUGGCCAAUAACGACAACCUCGUCUUCGGCGGAGGGUUCCAGCCUAGGGCCAGAUACGACAGGUACCGCGUGCAACAGGUUAUGCACAGGCUCCCGAGGUCUUGA